Orycteropus afer afer is the source of this 1636-nucleotide messenger RNA. RefSeq names its product keratin 74 (gene KRT74). Lineage: Eukaryota; Metazoa; Chordata; Mammalia; Tubulidentata; Orycteropodidae. The record is from RefSeq and is a predicted model, not a curated record. Gene Ontology annotation, cellular component: keratin filament. Gene Ontology annotation, biological process: intermediate filament organization; keratinization. Gene Ontology annotation, molecular function: structural constituent of skin epidermis.
GCUGAGUUUCUCUAGCUCUGUCAACUCCACCUGUCCCACUAUGAGUCGACAACUGAACAUCAAGUCUGGUGGUGACAAGGGUGACUUCAGUGGGUACUCAGCAGUGGUGCCAAGGAAGGCUGUGGGCAGUGUGGCUUCUUUCCGGUCAGUUGGUAAAGGGGCUGGGCCUGGCUUCAGCAGUCAGAGCCUUUACAAUCUAGGAGGGAAUCGGUGCAUUUCUCUCAGUGUGGCAGGUGGUGGUGUUCGAACUGGAGGUUACAGCUUUGGGCAUGGCUCUGGGCAUGGAGGGGGCCGGGCUACUGGCUUUACUGGCAACAUCUUUGGCAGUGUGGCUUUGAGACCUGUGUGCCCAUCAGUGUGCCCACCUAGAGGUAUACACCAGGUCACUGUAAACAAGAGCCUCUUAGUCCCUCUCAAUGUGGAGCUGGACCCUGAGAUUCAGAAAGUACGCAGCCAGGAGUGGGAACAAAUCAAGACCCUGAACAACAAGUUCGCCUCUUUCAUCGACAAGGUGAGGUUCUUGGAACAGCAGAACCAGGUUCUGGAGACCAAGUGGGAACUGCUGCAGCAGCUGGACCUGAAUAACUGCAAGAAGAACCUGGAACCCCUCUUUGAGGGCUACAUAGGCAACCUGCGGAAGCAGCUAGAGACACUGUCUGGGGAUAGGGUGAGGCUGGACUCAGAGCUGAGGAACAUGCGAGACCUGGUGGAGGACUACAAGAAGAGAUAUGAGGUGGAGAUUAAUAAGCACACAGCAGCUGAGAAUGAGUUUGUGGCACUAAAGAAGGAUGCAGAUGCAGCCUACACAGUCAAAGUGGAACUUCAGGCCAAAGUUGACUCUCUGGACAAAGAUAUCAAGUUCCUCAAGUGUCUGUACAAUGCGGAGAUUGCCCAGAUCCAGACACAUGUCAGUGAGACUUCCAUCAUCCUGUCCAUGGACAACAAUCGGGACCUGGACCUGGACAGUAUCAUCACCGAGGUUCGCACCCACUAUGAGGAGAUUGCCCUGAAGAGCAAGGCUGAGGCUGAGGCUUUGUACCAGAGCAAGAUCCAGGAGCUGCAACAGGUGGCCAGCCAACAUGGUGAUGACCUCAAAAACACCAAGAAUGAGAUGUUAGAGCUGAACCGGCUCAUCCAAAGGAUUCGGUGUGAGAUUGGGAAUCUGAAGAAGCAGUGCUCCAACCUGGAGACGGCCAUCGCUGAUGCUGAGCAGCGAGGGGACAAUGCCUUGAAGGAUGCCCGAGCCAAGAUGGAUGAACUGGAGGCUGCCUUGCACCAGGCCAAGGAGGAGCUGGCCAGGAUGUUGCGUGAGUACCAGGAGCUCAUGAGCCUGAAGCUGGCCCUGGACAUGGAGAUCGCCACCUACCGCAAGCUAUUGGAAGGGGAGGAAUGCCGGAUGUCUGGAGAGAACCCAUCCUCCGUGAGCAUCUCUGUCAUCAGUAGCAGCAGUGGAAGCAGCUACGGCUACCACCCCAAGUCUGUGAGUGCCAACCUUGGGGCCAGCAGUGUGGCCAGCAGCUCCAGCAGUGCCCAAGGUGGGGACGCUAAGGCCAAAGGAACCCGAGUGGGGGACCUCAAGGACUCCCAAGGCAAGAGCACCCCAGUAGGCACCCCAGCCUGGAAAACCACCAGAUAA